AUGGGUUUUGAUGGAACACCCUCGAAGGGCUGCCAGACGUGUAGGACUCGACGUGUCAAAUGCGACGAGACCAAACCAACAUGCAAACAAUGCGCCAAAGCCCGACGUGACUGUCCCGGCUACCGAGACGACUUUGACAUUGUCCUCCGCAACGAGAAUCACGCUGCUCGGCGACGGGCCCUCAACCUCGGCGGGGCUCGGAAAGCUGGCGGUGGUAGUGGGGGUAGGAAGGCCGGCAAAAGAGCCGCUGCUGCUGCUGCCUCCUCAUCCACGUCGGAUGUAUCAUCACCAUCAUCGUCAAGAGCAACAACAACAACAAUAACCUCCACCACCACGGCCCCCCGCCAACACCGCCUUCUUCUAGCCCGCCAAUCUCAAACAGCUGCCGCGCUCUCCCCUUCCCCUCUACACAUCCCCCCAGAGUCCCUCGCGCCCAGCCACUUCUUCGCCAACUUUGUCCUCGUCCCGGGCCCUGACGGCUCCCGCGGGUUCCUGGACUACCUCCUCCCUCUACUCAACCACUCGUCGAGCACGACCCCGACUGCAACCACCAAUGCGCCACCACUUGGACUAGAUGGAAAAGGAGGAGCCGGCGGGAAGGGGAAAGGGGACGAGCACCUCGUGCGCGCAUUUAACGCGUGCGCAUUGGCGUCGUGGGGAAACCGCAUGGCGUGUGUAUCCCCUUCUUCACCAUCCUCUGCCUCCUCCUCGACCUCAUCCUCAUCGUCGUCGUCAUCCGGGGCUGGUGUUGCUGGGCCCGGUCCGUUGGGCUUGGGAGGUGUUGUGUUGGGGAAACAGCGGGCUGGUGGGAUCUUGGGGAAAGCGUUUGGGGAGUAUAGCCAAGCGCUGAGGGCGACGCAGGCUGCGCUUGUGGAUCCGGUAAGGUGGAAGGAUGACUCGGUGCUGGCGGCCGUGUUGUUAUUAGGGAUGUUUGAGAAUAUCACGGCGAAGCAGAUUGGGAGUCUAGCAUGGGGCUCACACACUGAAGGGGCCAUCCAGUUGGUGAAAGCCCGAGGGCGUGCCCAGCUGAAGACCAAGGUCGGUUUGCAGCUGUUCAUUGCAGUGCGGACACAACUGAUCGUCCAUGCCCUCUCAACCGGCAUCGCCCCGCCCAUGGGCACCGACUGGUGGAUGCGCGACGCCGUAAUCGACCCCACGGGCUCGGCCUGUCAGCGCCUCUGCCUCGAAGCCGGCGAAGUGCGCAGUACAGCCACACGCCUCAUGACCGGCAUCACCCGUACCCCGGACAACAUCCGGCGCGCCCAAGACCUGGUCCGCCGCAGCUACCAACUCGACCAGGCCAUGACCCACUGGAUGGCCUCCGUGCCCGAGUCGUGGCGCGCCCGCACCCUCUGCUGGCAGUACAGCGACCCGUCCUCUGUGUCCAGUGACGGGAAGGACUACUCCCUGGCGGAGGUGUUCCCCGGGAGAGUGGAUCUAUACCCUGAUAUCUGGGUGGCUGGGCUUUGGAACCAGCUGCGUGCGGCACGGCUGGCACUCAUGUCCAUCAUUGUGCGCACUCUCGCGUGGGUGAACUUCCCUGGCGACUACCGCACGAUGCCGCAGUUCGCGUCGGCGGCACGCCUGUGUAUCGAUAUCAUCGCCGACAUCCUCGCGUCGGUGCCGUGCUGUCUGGGAUGGCAUCUCAAACGGAAAGACUUGUGGCCGCAGGACAUGCCGGUGGGGGUUGCCGGUGGUGAUGGGAGCGUGAGUAAGGGACUGGCGGGCUACUUUUUGGCUUUUCCCCUGGCGUGCGUUUUGACGCAGGAUUAUACCACCGAUGCUCAACGAACAUAUAUCCGCGGGCGGCUCAGACACAUCGGCGACGUACUGGGGGUCAAGUACGCACAUAUAUUGUGUUUGCUCCAAUUCCGCGUCCCGUCGAUGCUGAUGUGGUCGGAUGUCAAGAAUGCCGCGUCAGGGGUGGCCGCCGCCAAUUUUGAGAAGGUCGUGUCUUCACCUCGACAAGCCUAUCCGACUCCAGAGCCCCAUACGCCCCCGGAUGAGUAG
Messenger RNA from Dichotomopilus funicola, 2010 nucleotides. RefSeq lists its product as uncharacterized. The transcript is spliced from 6 exons. The record is from RefSeq and is a predicted model, not a curated record. Gene Ontology annotation, molecular function: zinc ion binding; DNA-binding transcription factor activity, RNA polymerase II-specific. NCBI's taxonomy places the organism in Eukaryota, Fungi, Ascomycota, Sordariomycetes, Sordariales, Chaetomiaceae. Gene Ontology annotation, biological process: regulation of DNA-templated transcription. The coding region runs from base 1 to 2010 and encodes 669 amino acids.